AAUCUGAAAUUCUGCAGGCAAUCAAAGGUUGCGCUACUUACAUAUGUUGGUGGUUGUGUCGACGCAGUUGGUUACUAGUUUCUAAAAAGGGUGACACUGGAAUUUAUCCUCAGAGCAUCCAAAACUUUUUGUAUCAGUAAGGUCAACGUCUGUUUUCCGAGAACAACUGAUAAAUUUACCGACAGUAAUGUUUAAAACAUAACUUGACGUGAAUUCGUAGGGAAAAUAGACCUUUUGGUGUUAUUGUAAGUGGAAAGUAGACUAUAUAAUGUUAAAUUAAGCUAAGUUUAGGGCUUUAAUUUCGAGAAGCCUGUUUUAAUAGGGAGAUUUAGGAUUAAAUAUCUCACUAUUUUUAUUACGUGCUACAGCUAUUAUGGGGAACAAGAAAACAGUUUGGUACAAGAUCCCCUCUAUUCGCACCGAAUUUCCUUAUUAAAUGCUAGUUAAAUUUCCUCGUUUUUUUUGAGUUGCUGUAGGAAUGAAGAUAAAGUGUUAAAUAAUUACUUGACGUCAACGUAAAACAAUAACUAAUCAUGUACGGACGAAUACAAUAACUAUAUCCCCUAGACUGUCUCUGGGCACGUUAUACUAAAGAGCGAAGAGGUAUCGUCAAGUGAUCCUCCACUUUAUCUUGAGAUCUAUUUCCGCUGGUCUUUUGAACCGUAUAUUUCAUAGGUUUUCUUUAGUCUCCUGAUGUGCAUUUUAAAUAAAGGCUUUGUCAUUUAUCUAUUCGAGACAUUCAAAGUGUUACUAUCUACGUUUAUGGCUAACAAUGUCACUUGCUAUUUUUAGGUUAAAACCUAAAAUAUGGUAAUCAGUGGAAGUAGUCUUGAAAACAGAUUCUUCCAAAUCAGGGUGAUAAUAGUAUCACGUAGAAGUGGUGAAAGUUGACACAUUUAGCUAACAGUUCAGGCGACACUUUAGGUUGUAGUUUUAGACAGUAUUACAUCCUUCAGUGUGUAGUAGUACCUAUCCCUUCUUUAACUUUUAUUACUAGGACGUAACAGAAUUCGCCGGCGUUUAUUUAUGUCUUGGGAUGUAAACGACUGGUUAGUUCGGAAACUUCUAGUUUUAUAUUGAUAUGGAGUUGGGGGAAUAGAUUUUUAACCCAUCAAUCUCCCACCAAACUUUGUAUACUAAAACUUCAAAGGCAAACCAAUACAUACUCGAUGUAUAGUAAUCCUAUAGGGUUCAAAACUUAAUAUUAGCAUUUAGGCAUGCAAACUGCUUUCAUUCAUUACACAUGUCAUAUUCAUAUUUUUCCAUUGGCAAAAUUUACUUUUAGAGUUCAGGAAGGUGAAUUGGCGACAUUCAUAAUGCUGUUUAAUUACAAACGCGUUAAUUUUUACGUCAUCUGUUAAAUAUUGGUGGUGGUAUAGAAAAUGAAUGUUGAUGGUGUGAUUAUUGUUACUUUGUAAUAUAAUCUUAGUCAUUUCAGAGUCACUGAAAACGGAAAUAGAAGAAAUAGCUCUAAAAUCGGGAAUUGAUGUACGUGAUUAUGCUGCUCAAGUUGAAUCAGAGUUAACGAAAAUAGAAGAAUCACUUAUAAAGACAUGUAAAUUUCAUACAUUUAUUAGGUAUACAUAGAUAUAACGGUCAGUCCUGAAGUAGCUAGUUUGCAUAACCAAAUUAUCUCAUGUGAUGCUAUCCUAGAGGUUUGUUUCUUAUUUCUAAAGUAUACGUCCAUCAUAAUUAAGCGGAUAGAAAACAUACUGACUAAUUUUCAUGAAGAUUUGGGUGCCAUUAGCACAGAAAUCCAGGAUUUGCAAAGCAAAUCUCUACAAAUGAACACUCGGCUGCAAAACAGACAGGUUGUUCGGAGUAAUUUAAGCCAGUUUCUUUCAGAUAUGGCCAUUCCUGAAGAGCUUAUACGACAUAUCAUGUACACUCCUGUUACUGAACAAGAGUUCCUUGAAAACCUUCAUGAAUUAAAUCAUAAAAUGAAUUUCUCGUCAGAGCAAUCUAUGGUGGAUUACAAAUCAUUUAACGAUGUUAGUGUACUUCUAAAAAAGUUGAGAAUUAAGGCUGUUACAAAAAUCCGGGAAUUUCUGUUGGGUAAAAUAUACUCCUUACGUAAGCCACUUACAAAUUAUCAAGUUCCUCAAAACCAAAUGCUGAAAUUUCGAUUCUACAAUUCGUUCCUCUUAGCUCAUGAUCGAGAGAUAGCUAAAGAAGUUAGGGUGGAGUAUAUCAAUACGAUGAGUAAAGUUUACUACGCCUAUUUUAAAGCUUAUGGUGGUAAAUUAACCAAAUUACAACUUGAUACAACUUAUGAAAAAGAUGAUUUAUUAGGGAAAAAUCCAGAUAAAUACAAUUCUGCAUCAUCUACAUCCAGUCUGAUGUUCAAUUCAAUUACUAAUGUUACUAAUAAUCCAACCGUAUCAGUGUCUUCUAAUUCUGGAACACGUGUUGGACUUUUUGGAUUAAGUGAUCGUGCACUUCGUGUACUUGGUAAAUCGAAUCUAGAAAGUGCUAUUAUUUUACCACAUGUGGCCAGCAACGUGGAUGCUAAAUACCCUAUUGAAGUUUUAUUUCGUUCCAUUCACUACGCGCUUCUGGAUACUGCAUGUCGAGAAUAUUAUUUUCUGUCAGAUUUCUUCCUUCUUAGCACGGAAACUGAGUCUGUUGAUUCACCACCAUCUUGUGAUCAAAGUACACCCAAUCAAGGUCGAACUCAAAGUGGUGUAGCCUUAGCUCAUUUAUUCGAGCAAGUUAUGAGUCGUAGUUUAAGUUGGAUACAUAAAUUUACUGGGACUUUCAUGAUUUCUUCUUGUUCUCAUGAUGCAAUCGGUUUAUUAAUUUGUCUCCAGCUUUUACAUGCUUUGCUUCGUCUGGCUAAAGAGAGAGGGGUACCUGUGUUGGAUGAUUUUUGGGGUAAAAUGACUGAGACUUUGUGGGUACGUGUUACUGAUAGACUGGAUGUACAUAUAGCAUCCAUGCUGCAGUAUUUGGAUGUCAGCAGUUUUAGUACAGAUGCUCGUGAUAUUAUGAAGUCUAAUUUAUCCACUCUAAAUGUCACUAUACCUACAAAUGCUACCGGAAAUACCACUGUCAGUUUACACCCUAAAAUGUAUGCUCUUAUUCGUCCUCAUUGGAUAGCCAGACGUUAUGCUGAAUUAGCUGCUAGCCUACAUUCAAUCGGACAUCAAUUCCCUGGUACUCCACUUUUUGAUGACAGUAUGAGUAAAUCUAAGAGUUCAGAGAGUUCAAAUUUACAGUACUCUUUACACAAUGAACCAACAUUUCAACAAAAUCUUGCAAAUUUGAAGCCUGCUUUAGACCCUCGUAUCCUCAGUCGUUUGGCUCAAUUGCAAAAUCAAUUUGAACAUGUACUAAAUUCUCUAGCCAAAACAUUUUCACGUCCAAAAUUAGCACACAUAUUUCUAAUCAACAAUUAUGAUUUGGUUAUAAGUGUACUAACUGAACAUGGAGCUGCUGAUUCUUCCGAGGUUAUUCGAUGUCGUGAAGCUGUAGCGAAGCAUAUGACAUCAUAUAUCGAUGAAGCCUUGUCACCUUAUUUUGGUUGUCUGAUAUCUUUUGUUCGCGAUGUCGAAGCCAGAUCAACUAGUGAAAGUCAUCAUCUGUCGAAAAAUCAAGAUGAAGUAACCCAAAAUAUUCGUAGUGAGGAAGCUCGGGUAACACGAAUAGUGAAGGGCUUCAAUAUUGAUUGGAAGAAUUCGAUUGAAAAAAUACAUGAUGAAAUCAUGAUGGAGUUUGCCAAUUUUACCUUGGGGACACAAAUCUUUCAGGGUUUACUUGCUCAACUUAUUCAACAUUACCAUCGUUUUCAAAAAGUGAUGACACAAAGUCCCUACAAAAAUAUGCCUAUACGUAAUCAGUUGGUAAAUAUACAUCAGAUUACAAAUGAAAUGAAAAAGUGUAAAACAAACUUUUCUUAAAGUUAAUUGGAUACAUCUUGCAUAACAUUGUCGUCAUCAUCAUCGUCGUUUUGGUAAACAUUUCAAAUCAUUCCAUUUUGUCGUUUUGGUUCUUUUUUGUUGAAUUGUAUUUUAGUUAUUUCGUUCUUUAUCUAUGUAUAAAGUGUUUUUCGUGCUACUACAAUGUGCUUUGAUGAUUUAGUUGUUGUUGAUGUUUAUGACUGAUGAAUCUUUAUUUUCCAAGCCCUAUUCUCAAAGUAUGUAUCUAUAUGUUCUAUCCUUGUUCAGCUUUAUUUACGAUGUGUUUUAUCAUCAGUAUUUUUAUUUUAGAAUAAUAGUUUUUAAUUUUUUGUUUUGUUAUUUAUCUUUGCUCUAUAUUUCCACUUAUCUUGCUUUGCCCUACUAUUUGUGUUUUUUUAACUGUGGUUGUGCUAGUGUAAUACUUUUUGUUGAAAAAAAACCCAAUGAUUCAGCUGUUUGGUGUAUUGCAUAUUGUGUACCAAAUUAACACUAUUACAUGGGACUAUCAUAAAUAUAUAGCUUAGGAGUAA
Molecule: messenger RNA, 4429 nt
Organism: Schistosoma bovis
Lineage: Eukaryota; Metazoa; Platyhelminthes; Trematoda; Strigeidida; Schistosomatidae
Source: the annotation of a GenBank genome assembly